CCAAUCGAUAGAUGCCUUAGUGAUGGACUUUCAGAAUAUCUAAGCGUAGCACAAUAGUAUUAUUGUUUGUUAUUUUUUUAUCGCCGCUUGGGUUGGGUUGUUAAAAUUAAAGUUACUUGUGUUAAAAUUAAGUGAAAUGGCUCUGGGGGCUUUGCGGACUCUGGUCGGCAUUCGAUGCGCCUCAAUUGUUAAUUAUUUGCCCGAAAAUGCAUUUCAAUCGAAAAAAACUUUAACAAAAAACUAAAUAAAAAAAAAAAGGAAAAUCUAAAAAAAAAAAAAACAAUUAAUUAUGUGAAAAUGUGUAAUGUGACAUUUUAGAAGUUAAGCGCGGAUUGUAUGUCUUAUUUAAAUUUAUGUUUACAUUUUCUAAAAAAUUAAAAAAAAAAAAUAAAAAUAAAAAAUUGAAAAUCAAAGAAAAGAAAAAUAAAAACAAAAAAAAAAGAGCACUUUAUUAUUAUUUUUUUUUAAAUCAGUGCACCCUUAAAACGAAAAAAAAAAACAAAAACAAAAACAAAGCGAAACGAAACGAAACCGGAGGUGGAUGUGAGAAGAGGAGAGAAAAAUGUCAACGUUCUUGAACAAUUUCUUCCCGGCAGAUACGGCUGCUAUGGAUCCAAUUUUCUUCUCGCCAACGAAUGGUAUACCGUCAGAGAGUAAACUCGCCACCUAUAUGAACCGCCAGAAUGUCGCCACAUCGAGCAGUUAUGGCCUGAACAACGGGUUCUCGCUUCUUAACCUGGACUCGCCCCUACCCGCUAAUAAGAAGUCCCAGGUCACACCACAGUCGCCAGAGUUCAUUCCAACACGCAUCAACUCGUCCCCCAACUUCUACGCACCAUAUCACAGCGCUCCUAUGCAAUUGAGUAAUGGACUCAAUGGCGUCAAUGGGUUAACAGCAGCGGCCGCCGCAGCCGCAGCCGCAGCAGCAGCAGCAGCAGCCGCCGCCGCCGGUGCACCGCCGCCAGUUGUGUCCACAUCCUCGGUGGCCACCGUAUCCGCCACCAUAACUAAACAGCAACAGCAACAGUCCAACGGCGGCACCUCCAUGCUCUCGAUGCAGAAAUCUGCCUCCAUUGCCACUGUCACCAUUGCACAACAGCAACAGCAGCAACAACAGCAGCAACAACAACAACAGCAACAAAAACAACAACAACAACAACAACCACCUCUAGGGGGCGGAGGAGCAGUAUCGGUAGCAUCAGCUCCCAUAGCUAUCAGUGGCGGCGGUCCACCGCCGAAUCCCGCUGCAGCGCCCUUCGUCAGCAGCAUGUCGGCCCAGACACCACUCAAGAACCGGGGCCACGGAGCGAUGUUGCGCCAGGAGUCACCCACGGCGGCCAUGCUGGCGGGCGGUGGUGGUGGCGGCGGCGGCGGAGGAGGAGGCGGUGGCCCGGGGGAGAAAUCACCGCCCCACGGAAUGACACCACACGGCGCCUCACCCAUACCCACCACCAUGCCGGCGAGCGUCCAUCAGGAGAACGUCGGCGGCACCAUCUACUUCUAUCCAACUGCCAACGCACAGAACAACCAGCCGGUCGUCAAUUCAGUUGUGGUGGACACCACUCAUCCCGCCCACCACGGCGUCAGUGCCGUGGCGCCGAUGAACGCUGUCGGCGGGGUGCCGCCCACAAUGUUCUACACGGGGCAUGUGUAUCCGGGUCCGGCCUCCAACGUGAUGACCAUGCACCCGAAAACCCAGCUGGAGUCCGCCUUCUUCAUACCCGACGAGAUGCGCUCCGAAAUUCUUGCCCGCAACGAGAUCUCUAACCUGAUCAUGGACGCAGCAGAGGCGGCCCAGCACGCCCUCCCCAUGGAGGUGGACAACUACCAUGCCCUAUAUCCCCUGGAACCGCCGGCCCAGCCCUUGCACGCCAAACUAACACUUCCCGCCAGCACGUACCGGGCCACGCACAAUACCACUGGCUACAAGUACUGCCUGCGAAGGUUGCACGGGUUCCGCCUGCAGUCGACCAAGUGCAUGACGCUGGUGGAGAUGUGGAAGAAGCUGCAGCACACGAACGUGGUACAAUUGCGUGAGGUGUUUACGACGAAAGCAUUUGGUGAUAAUUCUUUAGUAUUAGUUUACGACUAUUAUCCCGGCUCACAGACACUGCUGGCCAAGUACUUCACUCCAGCGCCAGAUACCAACGGCUACUCUGAUCCAUUCCAAGGCGAUGCCCGCCCCUUCAGUCAUAAGAGCAACAUACAGCGAUCGAACAGCGGCCCUUUGCUGCCGGAGUCCACCAUCUGGUCGAUCAUCAUGCAGCUGACCGCCGGCCUGAGAGCCAUCCACCAGGCAGGUCUGGCCUGCAAGGUUCUGGAUCCCACCAAGAUUAUAGUUACGGGAAAGAGAGUGAGGUUUAGUUCGUGCUGCAUCUCGGAUAUCACGCAAUUCGACCCCAACGCAGCCAAUCCACUAGCCUUGGUUAAUAUGCACCAGCAGGAUGAUCUGACCGCUCUGGGUCGCUUAGUAUUAGCUUUGGCCUGCCGCUGUCUCCAAUCCGUACAACGCGACAAUGUCCAGUCUAGCAUCGACAUGGUCACCCGAAACUACUCCACCGAUCUGCGUAACUUUAUAGUUUACCUCUUUACCACUAAUAAUCGUCGCUCGGUGACCGAUCUGAUGCCCAUGAUUGGAGCCCGUUUCUAUACGCAACUGGAUGCAUUACAAAGCCAGAUAGACAUGCAGGAGGAUGAGUUGGCCAAGGAGAUGGAGAACGGGCGGUUGUAUCGCAUUUUGGUCAAACUAAAUAGCAUUAAUGAGCGGCCCAACUUUAAUCUGGACUUUACUUGGUCUGAGACUGGUGAUAGAUACAUGUUGAAAUUAUUCCGCGAUUAUUUGUUCCAUUCCGUAACCGAGGAUGGCCGGCCCUGGCUAGAUCACGCACAUAUUGUACAAUGCCUCAACAAGCUGGAUGCUGGCUCCAUAGAGCGCGUGCAACUGAUGUCGCGCGAUGAGCAGUCGGUGCUUAUCGUCUCCUAUUCAGAACUCAAGAAUUGUCUGGAGAAGGCCUUCUCCGAACUGAUGUCCACGACCAACUGAGCAACUGAUCAACUGAGCAACUGAGAGCACCUCAAACAGGAAACUGACAGGAAACUGUGUAACUGAAAACACGCGCAAGCUCACUUAGCCACCAACUUAGCAACGCUCCUCCAACGCCCCGCCCCCCCAACGCACGACCACAAACAGCGACUACGAUUUAAAUACGGUUUAACUAAUAAGCGGAACAUUCAUUACGACUAAGACAUUUUGGCCCUCGUUGGCCGAAUAGAAACCAUAAACAAUUUAAAAUACGAAAAAUGUAUUGUUAAGCCAAACCGAAAAAUAAGGAACUUAAAGCGAGAAAUAUGAAAGAAAACUGAUAUCCAAUGUUAUGUUAGCUCUUAACUAAAUUUUAGGCAUUUAAAAAUCAAUACAAAAAAGAAACAGCCACAAUUUAAAAGAAAUAUAAAAAAAUAAACCUUCAACAAGCAACUCAAAAACGCCGCAAGGAGCUUCCUGUGGAGCGCCAGCGAUUCCCGACAGAAACUUUUUGAAAACGAAAUCUCUCCAAAAACGAAAUAAAUACAAAAAAAAAAAAUUUGAAAAAUUUGUUAACAAAAAAAAACAGCAAAAAGGAAAACGCAAAAAAAUACAAAAACGGGAAAAAGAAAUCACACGAAAGAGCUGAGAAAAUGUGGAUCUAUUUUUACAGAGAUAAGAGAGGAUGAAAGUAUUUAUAAAUAUGUAUUAAAAAAAAAAUCGAAAGAAAAAAAUUGUAAAAUUUUGCAACAAUAAAAAAUAACUGUAAUGACAAAAAAAAAAAAAAAAACAAAACUUGCAACUUGCAAUAAAAUUCGUUGAGCAACAACAAAAAAAUACAAAAUUCAGAGCAGAGUAGAAUGGUUUAAGGACUAGAUCGAGGAUAAAAAGAAACGUAGAGAAAGUAAGAAAGCGAACAAGGAACCACAUCAAAUGUUUAUAAAGCAUCAUGUCUGACAAUGACCGCCUGCCUCUCUUUUUCCCCCACAAAAAAAAAAAAAAAAAAACAGUUGAAACACAAAAUAUAACCAAGAUGAUUGAAAAUGGAAAGGGAAUGUCUUUUUGUGAAAAAGAAAGGAAGGAGCUAUCCAGACACAAAACUCGAACAACAACCAAGAAACGUUUUUAUUUUUCAACUGUGUAUUUUUUAUAGCAAAAUGUUUUAAAAAUGAAACAAAAAAAAAAAAAAAAAAGAAAACACAAAUUUUUCUAAAUACUAUUUAAAAAAGAAAAAAAAAUGAAAAUGAAAUGAAGUGAAACUAUGUAUUUAUAAAGAAAUGUAAAUGUUGGUUCAUGGAACAUGCAAAAGCGACGCACAGCGCGACUCUAGAAAGUAGCUCAUCGAGGAACUUAACUCUGAAAUUAUAACUCUGUAAUAGAAACCGAAAGCGCAUCUAUAAUUGAAUUACAAAACGAAAUUAACUGUCUAGGCCACAUAGCGUGAUAUGUACAUACAUCCAUUUUUGAACAAAAAAGAAGAGUCUUCGGCACGCAAUAUCUACAAAAACAAAAACAAAACAUUUGAACUAUUUUACGUUGGUCCAUAUACAUAUAUACACACUAUAUAGAGUAUACACAAGCCGAUCUGCCGAUCUCUCGCGAUACAAACGAUAUAUGAUGCAAAGCACGCGCUGAAAAUCCGAGUACAAUAUUUUGCUAAUGAAAGUCUGUCUCUACAUAUACAACUCGAUACCCAGGAUCCCAGGAUUUUCCCCAAUUUUAUUACCGGCUAUAUAGUCAGUCCGGAAGUCGCGUUGCGCCUGCGCGGACGCAUAUCACCGAGAAGAGAAUACGAUGGGGGAACUAACUAAAAGGCUUCAACUACUCCGCACCACCACCACCACCAAACAUACAAGAAAGAAUGAAACUUUUAAUACAUAUUAAGGUCAAUUUAGUUCGAGACACUUGAAAACUGCAUUCUGAAUAUCAUUUUUGUUGCAAAAAAAAAAACGAAAAUACAAAAAAUAUAAAUACAUACAAUACAUAUAUAAAGUCGAAGAAUGUUUUAAGAAUUACAUUUUACAGAGUCGGCUCAUAAUUCCUCUAAGAAACUAUUUUAAAAUUUUUGGCAAUUCUAUCCUAAGUGUUACAUCGGAAAUUAUUCAACUCUGUAGAUGCUGCGGUUAGUUAACCAGCUUAGUGUGAUUUAUGGCUAAUUUAACUCCUCUUUCGUUCGUCAUGCGUACUUUAUUUUUUAAAUUAUUGUGUACAUCAACGUAAGACUAAUUAUUUAAUUAAAACGAAAGGAAAACGAUUCAAAUAAACAGAUUGUAAAAAAAAAACUUUUUGAGAAAACCAAUAAAAAAAAUAAUAAAAUUUUUAAAAUAAAAUUUGUAUUUAUUUAAUUUUUGGAAAUAGUUCUUGAAAAAUCUCCUUAAAUUAAGGCUUUAAUAUAGGAAGCGAUUUCUUAGUGGCUCCAUCUAUGUGUGAGCCCUUAAAAGUAUGCUACAGUUUUGCGAACCACUGUUUUUCGGUGUGCUUAUAAUUCCCAACCGCUUCUGGCGCAGGCGCCAUGUAGUUCUCAGCCAAGAGCUGGCAAAAGUACUCUGGCUUCUCUUCAGUUGUCGAAUAAAUCUUUCGCCUUUUACUAAAGAUUUCCGUGGAGAGGAGCACUCUAAUGAGUCUAAAAUAAUUUUUUAGUAGUGCCCUGUCGUAAGACUGGGGCCAUAAUAAAUAAAUAUGAAUUUAGUUGUAAGAAAUAAGAAAAAACAUUCAUUUUUGUAUUUUUUUUUUAAUAGUUUUUAUUUUAACUACGUAAUUACAACUCUAUAAUACAAAUUUACUGUUAAACUGGAGAAUGUACAAUUUUCUCUGUGCCUGUUGGGGAUUAUUGUCGGAUUAAGGGAUAAGCG
Molecule: messenger RNA, 5874 nt
Organism: Drosophila ananassae
Lineage: Eukaryota; Metazoa; Arthropoda; Insecta; Diptera; Drosophilidae
Gene: PAN3
Product: PAN2-PAN3 deadenylation complex subunit PAN3
Exons: 14
Coding region: 563-3043 (826 amino acids)
Biological process (GO): mRNA processing; nuclear-transcribed mRNA poly(A) tail shortening
Cellular component (GO): P-body; PAN complex
Molecular function (GO): poly(A) binding
Source: RefSeq, a predicted model, not a curated record